AUGAUCAAAGACCAUUCUCUGUUAUCCGUCACUCAAGCCCCGACAUGCUUGGUCUCGUUCGGGUUUUCCGACACUGAUUUGCAUAUGGAGGCUGUCAAAUUCACUGACGUAAUGGAGCUUGUCGACUGUUACGAAUCCGAGCCUUCUUCCAUUUGGGUCGGCAACAAGAAUUCCACCACCCUGGAAAAAACAACGGUUCUCAUCAUAGCAAGCGUCAGAAACUUGAAAAUUGUAAAUGGCAGUGUUUACCAAAUUGGCGACGAACCUCAAUUUUCGGACGCCUUCACACCAUCCUUGGGCUCCAAGCAAUUCUGUGAACUCCAAGCAUAA
Linum trigynum is the source of this 330-nucleotide messenger RNA. The record is from the annotation of a GenBank genome assembly. Lineage: Eukaryota; Viridiplantae; Streptophyta; Magnoliopsida; Malpighiales; Linaceae.